GUCAAGAAAGGUUGAGUCAAACGUUUAAUUUACUGAUCAUUUCCAUUUCACUGAGACAAGAGAGGAAGGCGGAGAAACAAGGUGUUAAAUAACACAUCACUGGCCAAAGGCCCAUGAGCAUCUGGUUUUCCAACUCUAGUUAAUUUGAUGAAUACGGUGGAACAUGAAUGUUGGCAUCCCCCUUGGAGUAACAGACGGUUUAUGCACUUGAGAAGAGACAUUGGAUUAUGAAGGUGUCUUGAGAAGCAAUGGCCACAGUAGCACCUCUGAACAUAGCACCCUCUGAAUGCAACACCACUUUGGGCACUGCAGAAGCUUUCAUUUGGCGGUCAAACACCAUCAAUAUGCAUGUCACCCGGCCGAAAUCUGCCAAGGGACGCACGAGAUCAAGCUUGAAUUACUCCCAUAGUGUGGAGGCCUAUUCUUAUAGAGUGCCAUCCUCCCCUCAGCCAGCAGCUCCCUAUGAAGCAGCAAGCAAUCAAAGAGCAUCUACCAAACCAUCUUACCAGCCGGGGCAGGUGUCUCCUGAUGAAAUCCCAGAGCUCCUCCAGCAAGUGCCCUUGAGGACCUCCUCUUCCCUAAAUAAGUACAGAGUGCUCCCGUCCAUCAGCAGGAAGGGCUUGGGGAAGAGUGCUGUGGAAACCGUGAUCGAACAGACCAACAAACUGAAAAUGAGUAGUAGACAGGAGGAGCAGCAACCAUCCAAAGCUCUUCCCAGAGAGGGAAAAUCCACUGGUGUAAUGACAGAGAAUGAAGGGGCUAGAGGGGAAUGCUCAAAAGUCCAGCCUCCCAUUUCUGAGAAGAAGCUAUUAAGGAAAACAAGAGAAGAAAGCUCUUCAUCCUCAGUUUUAAACUUGGAGGAGCCACUGAAGAAAGAACCAAGACUGCUGCUUGCCGUUAGGUCUCCUUCUGGUCAAAGAUUUGAACAUCACUUCAGGCCUACAGACAGCCUUCAAACGGUCCUUGCUGUGGCAGAACAAAAGAACACAACCAAAUACAAACGCUGUAGUGUUGAAACAAUGGAAGUGCCUAGGAGGAGCUUUCCUGACCUUACAAAGUCCCUGCAAGAGUGCGGGAUCCCACACAAGUCAGUGUUGUGCAUCCUACAGGAAGAACAAGAUGGAGAUCUCUAAAUGGACGAUGAUUCUUACACAACUUCGGUCACCCUUUAGCAUGUAACUCUGUUGGAUGCCAUGGACUUCCCUUUGUUGAGUGGUCUAAGAACUGAACCAGC
Terrapene triunguis (Three-toed box turtle) is the source of this 1234-nucleotide messenger RNA. RefSeq names its product UBX domain protein 10 (gene UBXN10). The record is from RefSeq and is a predicted model, not a curated record. The transcript is spliced from 3 exons. NCBI's taxonomy places the organism in Eukaryota, Metazoa, Chordata, Testudines, Emydidae. The coding region runs from base 249 to 1133 and encodes 294 amino acids. Gene Ontology annotation, molecular function: protein binding.